Vitrella brassicaformis is the source of this 3210-nucleotide messenger RNA. NCBI's taxonomy places the organism in Eukaryota, Vitrellaceae. The record is from the annotation of a GenBank genome assembly.
ACCGGAUGAAGGAUUGACUGAUAAACGUCAGAUCGAUAAAGGCGGUCUCACUGCACUCACUGACACACGCAACGACACGACACAACACAGUGCAUGUCACUCUCUGACGCUUUCUGCAUGGCAUGGACACACCCAGGUCAACCAUCGUUCGUCGCAGAUAUGGCCAGCCGCACAGCCAUCUACUUGUUGGUUGUUCUGUAUAGACACACAAAAUGCCAACCAUGACGGACGAAAAAAGCCGGGCACGUCGACAGGACACGGGCAAAAGCAUGGACACUCACCGAACCGCCCACUCACCCACCCCCUCACAAAACAGCGCCCACCCAGUGGCACCCACCACACACCCACCCAUCUACUUCUACGCGUCUCUGCGUGUAUCCCUGACGCUCACAUCCGCGAACCUCCGUGCCGUGCUGUCAAUAUUCCUCGUGAUAGCAUCCACAUACGCCCACGCCGACCGGUCCUCCUCCCGCCGCCACCAGCUAUGGACCACACUCGUCUCGUUGGCGCGGAUCGCAACGUUAGGCACAACACUGGCCGCCACAAGAUCCCCCGACCCACCCACACCCCCACCGCCACCCUCGUCAGCCGUCGGCUCCUCGGCAUCGAUCUCCUUGUAGUGGUGCAGCCGGGCCACCGUCCCCCUCACCUCCACCAGCCGAUAGUGCGUGGACGGAUCCCAGUCUGGCGGGAGGGAGAGGGCGUCGGUGGAGGUGCCCCGCUGCGCCUCCUGGAUGAAGUGGCGGAGGAGGCACAGCCGGUCGGCGCCUCGCUUGCUGUCCAGGAGGGUGAGGAAGUCGCCUGUGCGGUUCCUGAUGGCCUCGUUGCGCAUGGACGCGGAGAAGGAGUCCAGCGGCCUCUCGCAGUCCUGGAAUUGACGCACGAGCUCAUCCACAUCGCUGGCAGAAUCGACUCCCAGCCGCCUCGCCGUGUCGAGCAUCGCCGUUUCUCCCUCUCCCUCGGUGCAGAGUGCCCGCUUGAGAGGCUCGAACGCGUUGCUCACAGCUCUGGGCCAGUCGGCGGGCAUCUCGUGGAAAUCCUCAGGCUGAACGUGAUGCACAAACGCUGUUUUGAGUCUCCUCGGGCGGACCACCACCUUAGCCCGGCUGUUGGGCCCCCUGGGAGUGCCUGAGCGGAUGUGGGUGCUGCUCCGCUGCAGGCUCCACAACACAUCUUGCCAACGCAGUGGGCAGCCGCCCCCCGAGGCACCAGCAGCGGCCGAGUCAAACAGCCGCACCGCCUUGGCACUUGGGUAGAGAGAGCUGUCCUCAUCCCCCGAGAUGUUGCAGUCCCUCUGCCGUGGCGCCUGCGAGUCCGCCCCCUCUUCAGUGAAGAAAAAGUGGUUGCGAAAGAUGAAGGCGCCCGACUCGGGGAAGGCGAGAGACAGAUCCAUCAGCAGGGAGGGCAGCAGCGGUGGGCUGGCUAGCGCCGCGGCGUCUUGCUGGUCGACAGCGCGCUUCAGGUACGGGAAGAUGGCCUCGUCGAGGUCGGCGUAGAGGAGAAACAUGGUGUCGAGGUGCCGCAACCGGCACUCGUUGAUCUGCGCCACCUGCGCGUAGUCCCACACGUCAUCGUACGGCCGCACGGGCAGCCGCCACCGCACCACCUCCACCAAACCCUCUUGCUCAUACAGGUCCAGCAGCGCCCUCACCGAAGCGCUGACGGGGAAGUGCGACUCAUAGAAAGUGAAUAACUCGGCACCGAGGGCACGGAAGGUCUCUACGAACUCGACAAUGCGGUCGACGCUGUCCAUCUCGCCCGUCAGGGGGUUUGGGGAUCCCCAAUAGGGGCGAACACAGACAGCCAGGGUGCGUCGGUAGGUGGGAGGGGGGCCGCAGGACGGCAGAGGGAUGGGCGGUGCGGGCACGGUAGACGAUGGCCGAAGCAGGGGCCUGACACGAUCACCAUUACCACAGCAUACCCGUGGCAGGCAGCGGAUGGGCAAGGCGGCCGUCUCAUGUCUGUGAUCAGGUAAUUACCUGACAGGGAGUCGCACGCCGAGUCUCCUCCUGAGCAUGGUUUGGGCAGCCUCCGCCACCUUGACCUCCCGCCACAGCGACACCUUGGUGGGCAUGGUGCCGACCAGCUCCCCCUCUGCGGGGUGGGGGCACUCCGACUUUCGGAACAACCGCCCAGCUGAUGACGUCCGCACCUCUACGUGAAACAGAGGCCUGACAAGACAAGACGACACACACAUCGAACUCACUGCUGCACGUAAGUUGGUUGCAUCUGAGAGGAUGGGCUGGGUGCACUGACUGACCUGCACUGGAGAAAGAAGGGGUAGAACUCCUUGUACUGCCCGUCGUAGCGCAUCAUCUUAACCGUCAUGUUGCCCGGCACCCACUCGCCGUCUACAGGACCCCACGAUGGACAGCUGCCCCACCUCUCUGCCGUGGGCGGGUCGCGCGGAUACCACAGUGCACAGCGGAUGGCUGGCCGCGGCUUGCGGCGCACCAACGACACAAUGACAACCUGAACAAAGACAAGCGGAUCAGAUCAGUCGCUGUGAGGCGAAGUUGACUGACGGACUCACCUCAGGCGGAGAUGGCACGUCCCUCACGACCCCCAGGGGCAUCUCCCCCAGCUCCCGCCCCUCCGGCCGCCUGUCCAUGUCGUCCCACCACGCCGACCGCACCCACGCAUCAGUCACGCCAUCCACACGAACCCAAUCGUCCUCUGCCAGGGCCUGUCCCAUAGACUCAUUAGCAGCAGCAGCAGCAGCAGCAGCAGCACUGCUCUUGGCGGCGCGGAGAUUGCCGUCCGCACGUUUCGUUGCGGCCUUCCGCACCCCUUCAUCGAUGCUCUCAGCGUCCUGCUCAGCCCACUCCGUCACGCUGGACACAACGGACGCCAGCCGAAGGGUCUCCAUCAGACAGACGACACAGAUGGUGAGGACGAUGGCGCACGAGAUGAUACGGAACCUGGCGAGCGACGCGCUGCCACCCUUAGCGAGUAAUGAAGGCGGUAGUCGUUGUGGUCCGUUGUGUGAGCUGCUGCCGAAGCACUCGACCUUCUGCUUGCGCUGAGCGGGGUGGCUGCUGCCUGAGCAGUACUCGGGCAUCGAUGGCUGGCCGGAUGAGAGCUGGCGAUGACGAGGCCGUCACCCAGGCAUUGUCACGAGAGCGGUCCUAUGCAGCGAGCGCAUUUGAGACCCGCAGAGUCGCUGGUUUCUGGCUGCGCCGGUCAAUCAUACAUUCGCACUGUGGAGGC